CUCGGAUCGGCGCUGGGGCCCCCCUUGGCGGCGCCUCCGUCUCGCCCUCGGUGCGGUCCCCGCGUGCCAAAGGAGGGGUGGCCCAGCGCCGACCCGAGAGAUCCAGCGCGCAGCUCCGAGAGUGUAUGUUUGUGCCAUGGUUUGUUCCUCCAUCAUCGGCAGCGGGGAGGUGGAGCUCUUGGCUGACAGGGUCCUGGGCGUCGGCGGCUUCGGCAUCGUCGCCGCUGGCCUGUACCACAACACCCUCGUGGCGGUGAAGGCGCCGAAGCAGGACAUCCUGAGGCGGGGCGCCAUGGGCUCGAGCCUGCCCGAGCUCUGCAACGAGCUGAGGGUCCUGCGGCGCAUCCCCAUCCCAACAUCGCCUUCCUGUACGGGGCGUGCAUGGACGCGGCCCUCAGCAAGCUGAGCCUGGUGCUCGAGUUCGUGGACGGCGUGCCCCUGGGCGCGUUCGUCAGCGGCAUGCACCCGCACGCGGAGGGUCCAGAGGCCAGGGGCCCGCCGGCCAGCGCCUCCGCGCGGUGCCUCAUCGUGUCCGACAUCCUGAACGUGCUCCGCUACCUCCACUCGAGGCAGCCUGUCAUAGUCCACGGAGACCUGAAGGACUCCAACGUCUUCGUGGAGGAGCGGCGCGGCAGGACACCGGGGGGCCAGAUCUGGUACCACGCCAAGCUGCUCGACUUCGGGCUCUCGCGCCUCGUCACCCGGCGUGCCGUGCCCCUCGGCGGCACGCUGCGCUGGAUGGCGCCCGAGCUGCUCACGGGGGUGGCCGUCCCCCCCGCCGCGGCCGCCGACCUGUACUCUUUCGGGCUGCUGGCCUACUUCAUCGUGACCGGGCGCCGUCCUUUCGAGGGCGCGAGCAGGGACAGGGUGCCAGUCCUCAAGAUUGGUUUGUAUGCCACACCCUCCCCACCCCGGUCAGAUUCCACCACCCGCGGCCACAGUCAGUAUUAUACAACCACCACGCCCCAUGCAGAUACGUCUAGACGCUUCGCGUAA
Messenger RNA from Prorocentrum cordatum, 996 nucleotides. Lineage: Eukaryota; Dinophyceae; Prorocentrales; Prorocentraceae. The record is from the annotation of a GenBank genome assembly.